UCCCCCGUACCGCUAUAUCCUUUCCGCGCCGGCCUCAAGAUGGCCGCCUUCUGGCGUCUUUGGCGCUGUUGAAUGGAGAAAUCUUUAUUGUUCCCUUCGGGCAGGAGUGUUCGUGUCCUCUAUGGCGCUGUCAAUAAAGAACGGCAGUUUGAAUCGGUGCUGAACAGGAUCUGGUGCUGAUCCUCAUAAAGUGGGUCCUGGAAGAAGGGAGGAAGAGAACUCCUCGGUGGAGAGCUGACGUGAUGGAGCUCCCCAACUAUAGCCGGCAGCUGCUGCAGCAGCUCUACAUGCUGUGCAAGGAGCAGCAGUUCUGUGACUGCACCAUUUCCAUUGGUACCAUUUAUUUCAGGGCCCACAAACUUGUCCUGGCUGCUGCCAGCCUCCUGUUCAAAACCCUGCUGGACAACACAGACACCAUCUCCAUCGAUGCAUCUGUAGUGAGCCCUGAGGAGUUUGCUCUCUUGUUAGAAAUGAUGUACACUGGCAAACUACCUGUGGGCAAGCACAACUUCUCCAAAAUCAUCUCUUUAGCUGACAGCCUACAGAUGUUCGAUGUGGCUGUUAGCUGUAAAAAUCUUCUAACCAGCCUUGUCAACUGCUCUGUUCAGGGUCAAGUGGUGAGGGAUGUCUCCAUGCUAUCAUCAGAUUCAUUCAGAAAGGACUCAGAGAAGCCUGAAGCAGAAAUCCUCUCUUCAGAGGGUUCUGGAGAGCAUCCUUCCCCGGAGGGUUCUACCCCUGGAGGGGGCCCUGUGAAGGCUGAGACCCAGGAAGCAGUCCACACAGUUGCACAAGAGAUAAGUGUGGAUCCUUCCACUGCCCAGGAGAUUCGGGAAGAUGCGGAUGUCCCAUUGGAGGCUCCUCAUACCUCUCAAGUUUGUUCUCCUUCCCCUGUUGUACAAGCCUUUAGUAAAGCAAAGGAGGCGAGCACAGAACCAGAGUACGAGAGGAAACACUACCAGUUGAAUUUUCUUCUAGAUAAUGCAGAUAUCUUCUCAGAUGCACUCUCUGUUACCCAGGAUGUUUUAAAUAAACUAGAAGAAUGUUCAGAAAUUAAAGAUGCACAGAAGAAGACCAUAAUGGGAUGUCUUGAGGGUAAGGAAGGACAUUCAGCAUUCCAGAGAAUCCUGGAUAAAGUAAGAGAAGAGAGCCUGGAUGUUCAGGCUGUUGUGUCCCUGUUGAGGCUGUACCAAGAUUCUAAUUCUGCAGUAAAGACAGCACUGUUAGGCAGAAAGCCAGAAGAUAUGGAAGCAGUGCAGCCAAAAGGGAGCACAGAGGAGGGAAAGACCUUGUCUGUUCUGUUACUAGAACACAAAGAGGACCUGAUCCAAUGUGUAACACAGCUGAGACCUAUUACGGAGUUCCUGGAAACAGCCAAGGAGGAAUCCCUGACUGCCACUGAGAAAAGGGUGAUUCUGAAUUGCUGUGAGGGAGGAACACCCAAGGAGACAAUAGAAAAUUUGUUGCACAGAAUGUCUGAAGAGAAGACCCUGACUGCUGAGAGUUUGGUAAAACUCCUCCAGGCUGUGAAGAAGACAUUCCCGAACUUGGGCCUUCUGCUGGAGAAUUUGCAGAAACUAGCCACUUUGCCUGGCACCACAGUCCAAGCAAGCCCUGAGAAUUAUGGGACUGAGCUAUUGAGACGGUAUCACGAAAACCUCUCUGAGAUUUUCACAGACAACCAGAUGUUACUGAAAAUGAUCCCAAAUAUGAAGAGGUUAGCCCCUGGAGAAAGAGAGGUCAUGGAGAAGCUUGUGAAACGUGACUCUGGUUCGGGUGGUUUCAGUUCUUUGCUGUCAGCAGUUUUAGAAAAGCAGACUCUCUCUGCAACCGCCAUUUGGCAACUGCUGCUGGUGGCUCAGGAGACAAAGAACUGCCCGUUGAACCUGCUCUUGGAGGAAAUACGAAGGGAGCCUGGUGCCGACGCUUUCUUCCAGGCAGUGACUGCCCCAGAAAGUGCUGCCUUAGAAACCAUGCUGAGGCAUCACAAAUUGAUCCUAGAGGCCAUCCAACACAGGCUUGAAGUCAAGGGCUUUGCCUCAGAGGAAGAGCACCUAACAGAGACUGUGAAAGAGAUUUUGAGCAUUUCCUGUGAAACAGCCAGCCCUCAAGUACUCCUGAGAGCAAUGCUGAGCAGAGCCAAGGAAAAAGCCAUCUCAGCUGUGGAGAUAUGUCACCUCCUGUGCGGCAUCCACAGAUCUUUCCCAGGCCUGCAGCCUGUCAUGCAAGAGCUAGCAUUCGCUGGUUUUCUUACUCAGGAAAAUGGAGAGAAGGAAAGAUGGAAGGUAAGUAAUAAAUUUCACCUUGAAGCCAACAACAAAGCAGAUGAAAAGGCAGCUGAGCCCGCUGAGGAAGACUGCCAGUCUGGAAAACAGAAAGAUCAAGGAGAGACCAGUUCCUUGCCAGAACAACAAGAGAAGGAUGCUUCUGCCUCCCCAGACUCUGCCAAGAAGAGCUUCAUCUGUAAGGCCUGUGACAAAAGCUUCCAUUUCUACUGCCGCCUAAAGGUGCACAUGAAGCGCUGCCGGGUGGCCAGGAGCAAACAGGUGCAGUGUAAGGAGUGUAACGAGACCAAGGAUUCUAAGAAAGAGCUGGAGAAACAUCAGCUGGAGGCCCAUGGUGCAGGUGGAGAGCCUGAGGUCCCCAAGAAGAAGAAAAAGAGGCUUCCAGUGACAUGUGAUCUCUGUGGAAGAGAAUUUGCUCAUGCCUCAGGCAUGCAGUACCACAAACUGACUGAGCACUUUGACGAGAAGCCUUUCUCCUGUGAAGAGUGUGGGGCAAAGUUUGCAGCCAAUUCUACCCUGAAGAACCACCUUCGCCUUCACACUGGGGACCGCCCGUUCAUGUGCAAGCACUGCCUCAUGACCUUCACCCAGGCCUCCGCCCUGGCUUACCACACCAAGAAGAAGCACUCAGAAGGAAAAAUGUAUGCAUGCCAGUACUGUGAUGCUGUGUUUGCCCAGUCCAUCGAGCUGUCCCGCCAUGUGAGGACCCAUACCGGGGACAAGCCAUAUGUCUGCAGGGACUGUGGCAAGGGCUUCCGACAAGCCAAUGGCCUCUCCAUCCACCUGCACACCUUUCACAACAUAGAAGAUCCCUAUGACUGCAAGAAAUGCCGGAUGAGCUUCCCCACACUGCAGGAUCACCGCAAGCACAUCCACGAGGUGCACUCCAAGGAGUACCACCCCUGCCCCACGUGCGGGAAGAUCUUCAGCGCCCCUUCCAUGCUGGAGCGGCACAUGGUGACCCACGUUGGAGGCAAGCCCUUCAGCUGCGGGAUCUGCAACAAGGCCUACCAGCAAUUGUCUGGUUUGUGGUACCACAAUCGAACCCACCAUCCUGAUGUGUUUGCUGCUCAGAACCAUCGAUCUUCAAAGUUCUCGUCACUCCAGUGCAACUCCUGUGACAAAACCUUUUCCAAUACCAUUGAACAUAAGAAGCACAUCAAAGCGGAGCAUGCAGAUAUGAAGUUCCAUGAAUGUGACCAGUGUAAGGAGCUCUUCCCCACGCCAGCUUUGCUGCAGGUUCACAUCAAGUGCCAGCAUUCAGGGUCACAGCCAUUCAGGUGCCUGUACUGCGCGGCCACUUUCCGCUUCCCUGGAGCACUGCAGCACCACGUCACCACGGAGCACUUCAAGCAGUCGGAGAGCACCUUCCCCUGUGAGCUCUGCGGGGAGCUCUUCACCUCCCAGGCCCAGCUGGAGGGCCACUUGGAAGCCGAACACCCAAAGGUGACAGGCAGUGAAACCCAAGCAGCAUCUUCGCAGAUGGUGCAGGUGAUCCAAACCCCAGAGCCGGCAGCCUCAACGGAGCAGGUGAUCACUUUGGAGGAGACACAGCUCGCUGGUUCACAGGUGUUCGUGACCUUGCCAGAUUCACAGACAUCUCAGACCAGCUCUGAGCUCGUGGCGGUGACCGUGGAGGAUCUGCUGGAUGGCACCGUGACCCUGAUCUGUGGUGAGGCCAAGUGAGUGGCUGCCCAUCCAGUGGAGGGGUCCUGCGUUUGCAGCAGAGAGAACGCUCCACAGCUCACCCUUUGCCAUCCACCCCAGACUACCCUGAGUGGUGAGCAUCUUAGUCUUGCACCAACCAAAAUGGUCUCACUUGGAAAACAGAUGGAAGAAGCGACAUUGUUCUCACAGAACCAGCAAUGUCCGAGUCGUUAACGCUGACACCACCGCCCUCCAUAGCAGGCAGGCCUACUUCCCCAGAGGCCUGCUGCUGUGGCCUCUGUGACACUGGCCAUCUCCAAGUAGAGAGAGCUUCAGAAAGUCUGAAAGAGCAGCGAGAUGGGAGCUGGGGACCAGGGUAACUGUGUGCUGUGCCGGCAGUUCUCAGUGUGCCGAGUGGCAGAAGUGGGACCGUGACCCACAGACUGGGCCUGCAACACUGCCAUUGCCUUCUGGCCAUUUAAAAAUGAGAGAAAAGCACCAACGGACCAUCCAGGGACCUCCAGCCUGAGCACACUUGGCCCUCCCCUCACUUCUGUCAUCCUCCCAGCAGCUUUGAUCAUCCAACCCCCCCACCCCCCAUGGUGGCAGUAGGACAGGUAGCAGCGCAUUAAUGCCCGAAGGCCUCAUUUCCGUGCCGAGUCCCACCUCGUCAGUACAGUCAGCCCUUCUGAAAACGAAGCCUUUGGAACGUUUCUGCUGGGAGUGUUCAGUGUGGCCAUCCCGCUAAAAAGACACUCCCUGCCUUUCCAUGAUACUCAACGGUGUUCCGUACCUGAGGCCAGUUCCUGCAGCCUUCCCACAUUAUCCUCAUCCUCUUCCCCUCAUCAAAGCCCACAACUUCUACCUGACCAGGAGGCCUUGCCCCCUCCCUCGGAGCAUAUAAUAAAGCUGAAGAACCCGCGCCAGAUGGAGUAGUGCUCUGACUGCCCCUGGCUCUGUCUCCUGCCACCGUCGUCCAGGCCAGUGCGUGGCCUGCUGUCUGAGCUCUUGCAGACUGCCACCGCUACUGCAGGUCAGUGAUCCUUUGGAGUCUGAAUUUCACAAAGCUUUUUUAUCUUCAAUUCCUAACAUAUAAUCUGAUAAUUAAUGGUUUGUGGAAUCCAUUAUGAAGUGCAAUUAGAUGGACGUAGGUUCCUGCCGUUUGAAGGGAAUGACUAGCAUUUAUCUUCCUUUCCUUGAAGCCUGGUAAGUGCAGCGUUUACAUGCUGGCAGGGCUUCCUGCCACAUUGCGUGGCUUCACCCCCUGCGGAAGGUAGUGUCCAGUGUGAUCACUGGUUCUCACGCUGUAUAGGCAGGCAGAAGACUAGCUCACCCCUUUUCUCCAAGUACGUCCCCAGGUACAGGCAGGAUUGGGGGGUCGAUUUUGGUCAUGGUCUGGACUUUUAUUGCCACACACUGCUACAAGGGCAGAAGGUGGGUCCUUAGUACUGGCUGGUAUGCUUGCUGGCCGGCCCUCCAGCUCUGUGUAAUCAGCGAGUUCCAGCUUGAGCCAGCUUACCCAGGUGGCCACUCCUUCUUCCAGUGUGUCCUCAUUUUGAUAUGCAAAUCACUUGAGCUUGUCAGCUCAGGGAUCUUUGUUCUGAAGUAAAUGAAGUUUUCAAAGGCAUGUCAGCCUCAGAAGCCAAAAACUGACCAGAAGAUGGUGCUCAAACCUUUAAGACUUCGCCUCCACACGAAGCCCUCACUUCUUGUGCCAAGGCUGCCUCUCUGUCUUAAGGCUUUUCAGUCCUGGGAGCUGUCAGACCAGGAGAGCUCUUGAUCUGCACGUGGUGAACUGGAGCUGGAUCUCCCCCGACAGUAGAUGAAACCUGCCGAAAGAGAGUGGAGUGGCCUGUGCUCACAGGGCCUUGAGGCCAAGCCCAGCAGAUGAGAAUGUAGCUCCUCAAGAGCCAUGGCUGUGGCUGGAAACUGCAGUGUCAUCAAAACUUCUAACAGCCAAAACACAAAAUAAAUAAAAAAUUAACUGUCGAGGGCCCAUAGGGGAAAGUGAUUUUUCUUUUUAAAGUCUUCUGAAUAAAGAAAGCUCUAAGUUUUAAAUCCAAGUUUCAGAUCCUUUCAAGUACUAAGAAACCCUCUCUCAGGUUUCUGACGGACCCAGAUUGUGACAUGACACGCGUUUUCUUCAGACUCACCAGUCUAGCAGCUCUGCUGUGCUCAGAGCAAACGGAAGUCGAACUUGCUGCUGGGUAGACUCUUGCCCAUGGCCCACUCGUCAUAGGGCGUGAACCCUGUGCUCAUUCCAGUCAGGAAUGAGGGAAGGUCCAUCUUGAAUUUAGUCUUUCCUCUGAGUGGACCUUUGAAAUUUGCUACAUUGGCGAUGAUCUUACAGUGUUACUCUCUAGAGACUCCCAAGUGUGGAUUUUAUUGUAGGAAGACUUUUUCUAGCUCUACUUGGCCAUUUUUUUCUUUUCUCCCACUUCUGCCCAAGAGACCUUCUGAACUGCUGCCACAGAAGACAUUGUCAUCAUGGCCUCCUGAGUCCGCAUCACUUGCUUCAGUAUGGCAGUGGUGUUCUCUUAGCUUCGUUGCCAUGGCGGCUGUCCUGUAGCCUCUAGGCUGAACCCUAGGGCACUACGGUGAUAUGGAGGAGUCUCUGGGCUUCUCAGAAUACUUAACUCUGUUCAGUGAGACCCCAAACCUCAGCUCCCAGAGCUCAUGAAACAGCUGGUGAGGUGGGAAUGGCAGGCAGAUUCCACGCUGGAGUCUAGUUCUUUGUGAGUGAUGGCAGUCACGUAUGGAACAGGACUCGCCCUUCCCAGGUAAGUAAGAGAGCAAAUAGAUGAUUGACGAGCAAGCAUUGCCAUAGGAGGAUGGGACUGUCCGAGUACAUGAGCAGAAUCUGGGACCAGCAGGGCAGCACAGGGCCAGAGACGAAGGUCUCGUUUGUUUUAUAAAGCCCAUCUCUUCUCUCUCAGAAGCUUUAUGUUUGGAAAACUUCUAGCCCAGCGCAUACUGCAGUCUGCAGUAUGGAUUCUGGGUUCCCCCGGCGAUUCCAGUCUCUGACUCGCCCCUCCCACUGACCACAGAACACAAAUCACCCUCAUCCCCCAGGGAAGAGCUCUGGUAGGCUGGAGGCUGAAAUGAGAUCGAGUCCAACUGGGAUGAAUGGGGCGAAUGUCACCUAAUGGUCCAAAUCAGGAGAUGAGGUGGGCCCUAAGACUUUCUCCUUCACCCCAGGUGAUGUUGCUGAUGACUUAUUAAUGAGGUAGGAGGGAUGUGCCUUUAAAUCUCACGUGCCUAAGGUCUAUGAAUUGACUAAGGGAUGGAAGAAGCUGCUCACCUUACGUCGAAUGGUUCUUACAAGCAAUAUUUCUUUUAAAUUGGGGCUAUAAAGUUGGGCAGUGAUAGGAAAAAUGCUGGCAUGUUUUAAUCAGUCCUCCCAAAGGAAGAAUUCAGCGGCCCAGCCCUACUCAGCUUCUCCCAGGUAUUCCAGGGACACUCAGGAGGGAGAGAGAAAAUGGGAGUAAGAGGAAGACUUGGGGUUGAAGGGAAUGUGAAGGCAAAUUGGUAAUUGUUGCCAUGGAAAACACUGGGGCUGGUAGGACUUGGGCCAGAAGCUCAGGAAACUCACCUAUGACUCGACUUGUAACUAAGAGAAGCUGUCUGUACUUUGGGGAUUAUGUUGCUGAGAAAAAAGUAUCCCCUGGGCUAACCGAAUUUAGAUCUCUUCCAAAUCACAGAAAUGGUUAUCGUUUCCCUUGCCUGGGCCAGCCUCUCCUGCUACCGCCCGUGGUCAGGACAACUAGCCAGCACACGAUGCUGUAUAAAUUGGAUUACAAAACAUUAUUUGUGUCCACCUUGCACUAUUCUAUAUAAAUAAAAUAUGUACUUUGAAAAAAAAUGA
Pteropus alecto (black flying fox) is the source of this 7794-nucleotide messenger RNA. It is a transcript of the gene ZBTB40, whose product is annotated as zinc finger and BTB domain containing 40. Lineage: Eukaryota; Metazoa; Chordata; Mammalia; Chiroptera; Pteropodidae. Gene Ontology annotation, cellular component: nucleus. The transcript has 18 exons. Bases 243 to 3968 code for a protein of 1241 amino acids. Gene Ontology annotation, biological process: regulation of transcription by RNA polymerase II. Gene Ontology annotation, molecular function: DNA-binding transcription factor activity, RNA polymerase II-specific; RNA polymerase II cis-regulatory region sequence-specific DNA binding; protein binding. The record is from RefSeq and is a predicted model, not a curated record.